UUGCUCGAGACGCGGGGCAGAGCGCUUCGGUCCUCAAGGAAGAUGGCUGGAUAUUCAAACGAGGAAUGGCUUAGGGCUGAGCUGGAGCAGCAGAAGAGAGAAGAACUAAUCGAAGAGUGGUCCACCGAAGAAAGUGAAGAGGACGAUGCCCCUUUGCCAAAUGACGACAACGUCGCCAAUGAGUUUUUUGCUGAAGAUGAUGAUGAAGCAGAUCCAUUUCUACCCCAGAUUCCGUCAGAUUCGGACUCCGAUGACGAUAAAGAAUUUCUUCUGGGAAAAGACGGAGAGACCAUCUGGUCGAAGACCCCUAUGGGAAAGAGAACUAGUAGAACUCCAGCAAGAAACAUCAUUACUCAUCUUCCAUGUGCAAAAGGGAUGCUCGAGCAUGUAACACUGCGCUGUCUAUUUUCAAACUAUUUUUAG
This is a messenger RNA of Parnassius apollo (apollo), 423 nucleotides long. The record is from the annotation of a GenBank genome assembly. Lineage: Eukaryota; Metazoa; Arthropoda; Insecta; Lepidoptera; Papilionidae.